This is a messenger RNA of Myiozetetes cayanensis, 9577 nucleotides long. RefSeq names its product DNA excision repair protein ERCC-6-like 2. The coding region runs from base 8189 to 9280 and encodes 363 amino acids. Lineage: Eukaryota; Metazoa; Chordata; Aves; Passeriformes; Tyrannidae. The transcript is spliced from 3 exons. The record is from RefSeq and is a predicted model, not a curated record.
UGUUGGCUAGUCAACCAAUCACAUUUUUGCUUGACUAAAUUUACAUAAACUUUUAUAUCCUGUAUUAAGUUCUUCAGUUUCAUUGGCUAAUUUAUGGAAACUAGGUGAAUAAAGAAAAAACAAGUUGCUGGAAAGCAGUAGAGAACAAUGUAUUCUUCCUGGUUUUCUACCUGUGUAGCUAAAAGGAGUAUAAAUUAGGUUUAUCAGUGCUUUCUUUAUUGCUGAAGCAUGGAGACUAAUGUAGUUGCUUGAGCUGUAGAAACUGCUUAAAGCUGGACCAGGCUGCAAAACCUGUGAGGACGACUCUUAGAAAGUGAGAGAGGUUGCAUGGGAAGAAGAUCCUUGACAGCCAAGGUAGAAGGGGUGGUGGGGCAGCAAAUCUUAUUCUUCAGGAGAGAAAUUUGAAGGUAUGUAGAACACCUUUUUUAAGAACAUGAGUAACUAAUGAACUUGGAUUUAAAUUAAUUGUACAAAAGUGUAAGACUUGAACACUUUUUCUUACCCCAAAGUUUAUCUUGGGGAUAGUUACUUCCCUUAUUUAGAGUUUAGAAGGUCUGUGUUAGAUCUACACAGUUGCACUAGUGUAAUUCACAGUCAAAUAAAUAUCUCUUAACCUUUUGAGCUGUAGGAUUCAAUCAAGUUCAUUGUUUUUAUUCAGUAGUAAGUAGCCAGUCUGUCCUUAAUUUUUCCUGUGCCUAUUCCUAUACCCCAGCUACCUUUUCUCUGAACAAAUACAACAUGUUAUUUUAACCUGCUAUUGCUCUGUACCGUUAAAGGCUUAAGGGAGGAAAAUCUUGGUUCUUUUUAUGAGAAAUAGAUUUUGCUGUGUUUCUUCUUUCUGACUUGCUUUGUUCUGCAGGUUCCAUAAGAGUCCUGGAUUCAAGACUCUUCUUUCCCCAGAGGUGACAGGGAGUGCAGUUGUACAGUCUAUGUCAAUUUUAAAGGAAUUGUGCCAGCUGACAAGUUUAGCUGGACUGUUCACAUUUAUAGUUCUGAGGGCUUGUUUGGUGUGUAUUUCCGUAAGUAUUGUAUGAUUUUGGAAAAUAAAGUUUGGUAGCAGCAACCAGAGUAUAAAGUCUGCCAUCAAGAAGCAAAAACAGGACAUCAUGAGAACCCUCUCACAACUUGGCAGCUGUGAAAGUUGAGAUAAAAUCCAAAAGUAGUAAAUGUAGCAAUAUAAAACAAGCCAGCAAGAGAACAAAACCUAUUUUGGUUUAAUAUCAUUAAUCAAAAUAAAUCCUGUCCAGCAUCUGAAUUAAAGAAAGAUAGGUGUUUGAAGAUAGCUUGUAUAUGACAAUAGUAGAAGCAAACAAAUGUGAAAAGGCUUUUGUAUCACAGGAUACUGAAGAAAGGAACAUAAAUUAUGGGAUAUAUUCCUUUUAUCACAUGGGAUUGCAUAAAAGUGUAAGAUGAUGGUCUAGCUAUAGGUGAGUUGGAGUAGCAUUCUCAAUGAAGCAACACAUUGUUAUCUUGUUAAAGAACAGGCUUUCAUAGUCAUCUACAGCACUGGAGAUUUGUUUGUAGUUUAUUUUGCAAGUGUGAUCAGGGAGGUACUUAAGAGACUAAGAUUACCUGGGUUCUUUCACUGACAUGGCAUAAUAUCACUUAAAUGUAGAAUGCUUACAAUUACAGUACAAAUAUCUUGAUACCAACAGUUCCUGGAUUGUACACGUUAUCCUUUCUCUGAAGAUGGUCUGUGUUCUGACCAUUGCCCACGGUGUUGGAUUGCUGUAGAUUGUAGAUGCCCAGAAUAGUAUGAUAAUCUUUCCACAAAGAGUUGAUGUUUCUGAUAGUUCUGCUUAUGUGGAAGGCACUGAUGUGUCAAUAAUGAGAGGUGCUUAGAGCCUCAGCAAUCAAAUCAAAGCCAGGGAUUUUGGUUCCAUGCAGAAGGGUGGCAGGCAGCUGUUUCUGAAGAAAUUUCAGAGAUACAGGUUACACUGUGUAAUAAGUUAAUCGUGACUUGUACUGUUAACUCUAUAUUAUUAUAUAUAGAAAUAUAAUUUCCUGUAUACUUCUAAAAAUGUAUUGUACAUCCCAGAAGCUGAGUGUCUCAGAAAGCAGACUGGUGUAUCUCUGUGCAAUCCAGGAUCUUGUGCUGCUUGUAAUCUUUCAUAACACAUCUUAAGUGUGAAAGCAUGAGUUCCAGUUCGAAUUGUGAUGCCAUGAUGCAGGGAGAACACACCAGGCUUCAGUUGUAAACACCUUGAGGGUAAAAAAUGCACAUCACUUAGUGUGGCAUGUGGCCACUCCAGGAAAAAUUGAGAGCUGUUCUUCAUUGCUUCCUCAUCCGUAUGACAACAAAAUACACUUGAUGUGCUGUUUCUCAGAAGGUUCUUCAUAAGAAAGGUCUGUUUUCUGGUCUGUUAUGGAGAAGUGUGAAGGAAGAAGGUAUAUGGGAAUUAAUCUCUUGGAAUAAAUAGCUUGGUUUUUUCCUGCAUUAUUUUGCUGGGUUUAGCUUGAUUUGAUGACAUGGAGUUCUGCAUUUGUUUUUGAAUUCAAGUCUUGAGAAAAUAGACUUAAUUAAAUAUUCAUUGUGGUUUCAUUAAAAAAAAAAUAUUACCACAUUAUUAUUACCACAUCACUAUCUGCUGAGAACAUAGCUGAAAACAAAAAAAAAAAGAACUCUCUUGUGUAACUACGGAAAGAAGCAUAUGGAAAACAAAAGCUUCUAAAAGCAAACGUGAAAUGAACUUGUAGACUGGACAUGGUGGACUUAAAAAGCCAGACUAUAAUUUUCAGAGCAAACCUACAGUUAUUUCAGCCUUCCAGAGGAAAAAUACAGUCUUGAGAAUUCAUGCGAUAUUUCACUCAAAAUUAUUCUGACUUUACUGCAUUCCUUAGUGAAUUUCCUAAUUAAUUUCUGUGUUAAUUGGCAAAAACGGUCUAUGUGAAAUGUUUGACACCAGUAUGGAAGUCUGGGAUAGGCUUUCUCCAAUUCCUGUAAAGCCAAAUUUGUGUAGUUCUUCUUCAGUAGGAGUCCAGGGUGAUGGGGGAGUCGAGUGAGCUUGGGGAAAUGUUUGGAGAAGGCUUGGAUGUUUCACAAAAAAGACAGUACAUGGGAACAGGACACACUAAAUAAUGGGAAAACUGAUGGUGUCCCACAUUAGAGCUGAUUUUCACUUUUUAGUGUGUGGAAAAGUGUUAACUGCAAGGACUUGUACUGUACCUGUUGAAUAUGUGGAGUCUCUUUUUUAGUCCACUGCAUGUUUUCAACUUAAGUUUACUUUAAGUUCUGCUGAAAAGAAAUGUACAAAGACAGCCAUUCAAUUGAGGAUUAAUCACUAUGGCAACAGAAAUGUGGUGACUGAAAAGGGGGAGGAUAUAUUCUUCCCUCAGCUUCCUGCCAGCUGUCAUAUUCAACCUUUGCGGCAUGAAUUCAGGCCAAAAUAUAGACUGUGACCAGCUCUAAGAAACUUUAUCUGUAUUUUUAUAAAUUCGUACGAGAAUUGCACUAUAAAGGAAGACUUAAUCCUCUAAAUUGGAUGACAGACAUUUGGCACUAUUGCCAAUGUUUGACAGAGAAAUAACGAGAUGCUUUGUAGUAAAACCUGGAUUAAUGGUAAACCCCUCUUUAUGUUAUUGCAAUGUGGUGUAAAUGAAAAAACUAAGCAUGCUGUCAGCCUAGGAAAAAACGUGCCCUUUUUAUCUGCAAUGCAGAUUUAAGUACUGUUGAGAAUACUGUAAAUACAAAAGUUGUGUCAUUAAGAACUCUUUAUCUUAUUUGUAUUACAUUGACAUUUUGUAGAUUUUUUUAAACAAAGACUUUCUAUCGGUUGUAGGAAUUCUGCAGUGUGCUUGCACAGCUAUCAGAUUCAACAAGUUUACAAAGAACAGGCUUUUGGGAGAUAACAUGCCUUUAUCUUUGCUGGUCUAGGAUGGUGAACUAUUCAGCUUUAAAAGAAUUGUUCCCACAUGAUUGGCCAGUAAUGCUGCUUUACUGAGUUUACUUUUUCGGUUUAACCAUUCCGGUAUGGCUUUUGGUUGCGUUUUUUUAAAUGUGGUCAGUUCAUAUGUGGCCUUCUGUGAGUGGCAUUUUCAUUAUGAUAUGUGUACAUGGCCUUUAGUUUUGCUCCUGUUGGAUGGAUGGCUGAGAAGGUGAAAGAAGAUAGGUGUAAGUCCAUGGACCUCUGCUGGAGUAAGCAAUUACUUUAGGCUUUGAAUUCUGAGACAGGCUGACUAUCUCCUCUCAUUCUCAACAAUAGGAAUGACUAUGUUGAUUUAAGAUCAUAUUUUUGGUGCAAGACAGUGAUCUGUCAUACAGGAAUUAUUUUUGCUAAAGGCUCAACAGCUUCAAUGAAACUGCUCCUAAUAAAAAAUUCGUGGUCUGUUACCUGACUGUAGAAGAAACAGACUCAGAAACAAAUGUGAAGUAGGGCACAAUCUGUUCUCAGUUGACUUUAGUAGUCAAUUCUCCACUACCACACAAAAGAGCAGAGUUUGUGGAAUGUCCAGUUUAUUUAUGCAGAAAAGCUGUUUGGAACAAACGGGAAAAUUACUCAUAUUGCUUUAAAUUUUCUUUAGUUUCAUUAAUUUUACUGGUCUCUUGGUUUGGCAGAAUGUUUUGGAGGAGUAAUUUAGACCCAUAAUAAAUCUUAGCCAUUAUUGUAACUUGAAGAAUAAUUCAGCAUAUGUUCAAGAAAAGCAUAUGAAAAGGUCAUAAUAAUUCAUACAUAAUAUCAGAAAAACUCCCAGGAGGGGGGAGAAAGAAAAGAAAGGAAAAAAAAAGGAAAAACUAUUUAGAAUUGUAAUUUGGGUACAUAAAGAGAGUGGAAUGCAGUAUCACAUGAUCAAAUUAUCACCAGUCAUCCAAAACCAGCUGCAAAUCACAAAUGUGUGAAGUCGUGUAUUGUCUCAGGGUUUGAGGAGAGUGGGAAAAUACAAAGUAGGAUAUGGCAUAAGGGUUUAUUUGCUGGUAAGAUGUGUUUUAAGAGGUCAGUCACACUGAAUUCAUUGUGCUUCAUGCUUUUGUAUUAUGUUGGGUGACUGCAAGGCAACUAGCCAUUUGAGAAGGCCAUUCUUGUUUGUUUUAGAAAUGAAAGCAAACAGUGAAACGGUGCAGUGGUAAUUCAGUAUCCUGGGUAUCUCACAGCAGUGGUCUCAGGCAUACCUGGAGAGACAAGCCUCAUAACAUUGUUUCAGCUGUGAGUCGGGAAGUCAGAGGAUUAUUGCUGACUGGAAGUCAGUAUCUGGCAAGAUACUUACUGUAGGGAUGCUUUGGGUAGUUAGGCAGUAAGAGGAAGAUGGUCAGGCACCGUGCAGCUAUGGCUGAAGAGUAAUUAUGUAAACAUAUCUUCAACUUCAGAUCCAGGCUGUUAAAGGAUGUGCAUUGUCCUGCAAGUCUGGAGACUCAGUGAAUUGCCACAAAUAUGAGACAACUUGAGAAACAAGUAUCCCUGAGCCUCUGUUUCUCUUUUUUCUCCACUCACCCCAGCCUCUGCUCACUUACUCUCCCGCACCUUUUCAUCUUGCUGCAUUUGAAAAGGUGAAAUGUUGCUGUGUUUUGCUGGGCUAGAAGGGAGUAAAGAGAAGGAGUGAGUUUGCUGGCUUAAGGUGGCCAGUCAUCUCAGUCCUGUCUAAAGAUGCUUAUACAAGAAUUAGCAUUCAUUGCUCCAGAAUACAGAGCUGUUUCUUUAUGGCUGUUACAGGAAGAACAGGUACUGAAGUUUUCUACUGUCAAAGAUAAACAAAAAUUGGUUUUGGUAGGUGCAUACUAGUUUUAAAACUUCCAUACUUAGGCAGCAGGAGACAGAUUUUUGUCUUUGAUGUCAAUGUAAUUAUUUCACUGCACCUUCCCCCCGUGCCCCCAGAGGUUUUUUGCUGAAAGGAGAAAAUGUGGAUACAGAAAUGUGUAGUGGUUUUACAGAUAAUUCAGUAUAAGCACACUUAAUUUAUCAGAUGACCAGUAAGUAUGUUUUCAAGUUAAAGUGAAACUUUUCCACUUUGAACAGCUGAAAUUUCUUAAAAUGCACUGCAAAGGCUUACCGUCCUUAAUGGAUUUAAAUAUUUAGUAGAGACUAACUGCUUUCAUGACUACUGUCAUUCUCCUUGUCAAAAUUCUUUUAAAAUAUAUAUAGCAGACACUAUAUGAUAUGUGUAUACUAUAGUAUACAGUGAAGGGUUUUUGUUUCCUUUAUUAUUUCAUUCUUUUGAUUCAUAAAGGGUGUGGUAUUUGUAAUAUAAAUACUUUAAAUUGGUAGUAUCAGUAGUGUCAGAACAGGAGUCUGAUGCUCCUAGCUGAGUCAAAUUCUCUUAAUUUCAGUCUUACUUUAGGAGACUGUCUUAUGCGUGUGUUAUACAUGAUAAUUCAGGUGAACGUGACCAGUUCUGUGCAGUCAGCGUGGGAUUUCAUGUAGAAGUGAAUAACGGGGACACAGUAGUUUGUUAAAAGAAAGUGCUUGAGGAACAGAACAUGUAGAAAGCUGUUGAAAGGAAGUUUUCGCCAUGAAAUCAGUGAGUUAGAGGGCAAACAUUGAAAGGUAAUUGGAAAGAUGUUGGCCAUGAGAACAGUGAAUUAAGGAGGGUAAUACACCAAGUCAAAUUCAAAAGGAAGCAAAAUAGUGUGAAAUGCUGACAAUGCUGGAACAUGACUGAAGUUUUUGGUUUGUAGUGGUACUUGUAAGAGAAGGGCAGAGGGAAUAUUUUCAUCCCAGUGUGCAAAGCUUGCCUCUGCAUAAAACCUGAUAUCCAUAUAUCGCUCACAGUAACAGGCUUCAGAUUUGACCUUCAACAAACAUGGAAACAUCCUAAGAAAAACCAAAUAAGUGGUUUAGAUUUACUGAAAAAGUGUUUACUGUUUUUCAAAAAGAGGUGAUUGGAUUUGGGAGCUGGGGGCUGGAAUUUCUAAAACGUUCACCAAUUCAGCAGAGCCAGUUGUUGUGUUUCAGCCUAACUGGGUACCAUUUAACCAAUUGCUUUGCUCCAGAAAACUGAGAUAAGCCUUUCAGGAGUAUCUCACAGAGACCACAGGCUUUCACCGGCAUUAGCUCCUUCAGCUUUUGUGGUAACUUUUUUAUAGUCACUUUUUCUACCUAAAGGAAAAAAAAAAAAUCUUUGAGCAGCUUAUUUAGGUGGAAGAGGAGCUCUUUGUGUGUAUAUGGUGGUAUUUCAAUGUUGGUUUUUUGGGUGUGGCCGUGUGGGUCACUGUACUUAAAAUUUUGUGCUUCCUGAACUAAAUAGGCCAUUUGUGCAUUUAUUUGCAAUUAGCAUUACUUCUGACAUUAAUUCUGUUCCUCUGCAAAGACAAGUAAUUUUAUGACUUUCAGUGUGUUUACAACAUAUGGCUUUUUUCCCAAAGAUACUAAAAAUCCUGUGUUUGAACAGAUGUGUAAACCAAAGUAUUGCUGCCUCAUAUACUUUGGUCUUGUUUAAAAAGAGCUGGAGGGAUGCACAUUUUUGGGGGUUUAAAAUACCUUUAAGACAGGCAUUGACAUGGCUAGUCUUGUAUUCUAUGGGAGUUAUGCUUUCUUGAAUUAAAUUAUACAGCCCUGAUUUACUGACAGAGUGAAAAUAAGCCAAGUCUUAGCAUAGUGAGAUCUGAAUACUAUGAAUAUGCUUCAUGCAACAUUUCCAUCAAAAUAAAUAUAUUUUAAAACCAUCAUUGCUUUCUUCUUUUGACGUACAUUUUCUGGGUAAAGUUCUUUGUUAUCCAUGCAUUCGUAAAAAAAAAAAAAAAAAAAAAAUUUAAAAUGUUAAGAAAUGUAUAGAGAACCAGCAAGAGAAUUGUAGAAUAUUUAUGCUGUAGGUAAUGUCUACUAAUUCAAUCUUAAUUUUGUUACUAGCAUUAUACUCUUAUUGGGAGGGCAGGGGUUUUAUCUCAGUUGGGGAGUUGGCUUCAGUUUUGUAUAGUGUAUCUUAAAAUAGUGCAGUAGAAUUUUAAGCUUUGUAGUUGUGCAUUUGUCCUAAAGUGAGAACUUAUGCCUGUAGGUUCCAAAUAUUAACAUCUCUUUCUGUAUGCUAGCUCGAGGUUACUUGCCAGUGUACAGUUGAGAACAGAUGUGAGAUCCUAAAGCUCAGAAACAUUGUGAACAGCCCAUGGAAAUAAGGCAAAUGGACAUGGAUCAAAUAGAAACACACUGAGAAGAAACACUGUAAAUCUGAAACCAAAUUUUGAACUGCAGAUGACAAGAAAAAUGAUGAAAGCCCAGAAGACAGCACUGCGGAGAAGAGCCUUGUUAAGGGAGGGCGAGAAAUGCUGAUGAACAGUAAGCAGCAGCAUCUGCAUGUUAUGCAUCCUGUGACCCAGAGAAAGCAGAAAGUGUGCAGAGUAGGUUCAACCACCUUCUUGAUUGGAAAGACGCCCAAAGGAAUACGCAGGACACAAUUUGAGGAAAUGGUAUCCCACUUUAAUAUGGGAUCAGUGAAAGACCUCGCAGAACAUAUUGCAAAAGCUACCUCAGAAACAAGGCAGAACAUGUUGAAGGAAUUCUAUGUUUCCAAGCACCCUGAGAUGGAGCCUUUCUUCUCAGUUGAAAUACCAACACAAGAGUUACGUGGCCCUGAGGAAGGAGGACUGGGUACAUCACACUCUAGAAAAAGAAAACCUGUUGUUAAUUUUGGAAGGUCUAAGUCUAGACCUUCAUCAGCUAAAGAACUACUUCUGAGCAGGACCACAGAAACACAGACCCAGCAGAGCUGUAAAGGAGGAGCAGAGAAGCUUCACAAUGACUCCUGCCUGCAAGAUGUGCUUGUUGAUGCAAAAUGUAAACAAUCACCCACUGUUGCUGCUCAGCGUUUAGAAAGGAGAAACAGUCAGGCAUUCAAGGAUUUUAUGGCAUCUGGCUCAUUAAACAGUAAAUCAGGGGUGCUGCCUGUAAAAAGUUGUGAAGGACAGCGGGACUCAGAAGGAACACAGCUGCCAAAAAAAAGAUCCCUGUCUCAAUCAGAAAAUGGAGAGAGCAAAGCUCAGAUUUAUAAGAAGAAGUCUUUUAUGGAUUUACUUGGAGAUACCUCUAUUCUCAAUGACGUCUUCAGAAGUGGUGGAAAUGGGCCUGCAGGAUCACCAAGGAGAUUCUCUUCGGGGGAAGCAGAAAAAUCAAAGGAGAAACCAAAAGAUUUCUGGGAUAUGCUGAAUGAGCAGAACGGGGAGAACCUCAGGAAGCUCACGGACAUAGCAGUCAUAGAGAAGCUGUGCAAAAGAGCACCUCGUUCCACAGUGACAGAAGAGACAGAAGUGUGCGAAGGUUCUCUCUGGAAAAAAAAUGAAAAUUUUCUAUGGAAAAAGUAUCGUGCGUGUGAUUCAGAUGAACCCUCCACUGCUAAAUCUUGUGAUGUAGUAAAAUGAAAGUUUUCUACACGGGUUGCACUUUAAUUAUUUUAGUUGAACAUUGAGGAACUUCAGGAGUGUGGAACAAAACAUUGUAACUCCAUGAAAUUAAAGGCAAAAUGAUGAGUUCUUAUCUAGAGUAAGAGAGAAUUAUAUUUUACAGGUGUGAAUUAUGUAUGUAACAACAUUUGCAAAUAUGUAUGUAAUUACAUAUGCAAUGUAUAGUACAUUUGUGCAUAGUAAUGCAUAUAGACUAUAUAUUGUAAACUAUGACAUAUUAAUUUUAAAUUAAACUUUUUUAGAAUUUUCUGAGUA